Arabidopsis lyrata subsp. lyrata is the source of this 916-nucleotide messenger RNA. RefSeq lists its product as uncharacterized. NCBI's taxonomy places the organism in Eukaryota, Viridiplantae, Streptophyta, Magnoliopsida, Brassicales, Brassicaceae. The record is from RefSeq and is a predicted model, not a curated record. Bases 196 to 777 code for a protein of 193 amino acids. The transcript is spliced from 5 exons.
GAAAACUGAAAAGCGUUGUUUUUAGGCAUUUUUGUCGGAGAAAAAUCUGGGGGUUAAAGCUUCUUCCUUUGCGUGACAAGGAAUCUCCCCGUUGGGUUUUUGUGGCCGACGAUUUGUGCACGCAAAACCAGAGAACUCAAUCUCUAUUCCGCCGAGUCGACUCACUCCGAGUUUCCUCAGCCGCAUCAGGGAAUCAUGAAUCGGCUGAGAGGCCGAGGUGCAUCGCUUCUGGGUUCGGCAGUUGUGCCUCAGCUGAAGAAAAAAGCCCUUAAUUCAUUGGUCGCCGUCCAGGAUUCGUAUCUCUCCACCAAGGACUUGUUCGAGAGGCACAGGGUCGUGUUUACAGUUGGAACUUCUAUUGCAUCUGUUGCUACGGCUUGGAUUGGUUACUCAUUACGACAUUACAAUGAAACUAGAAUUAAUCAGAGGCUGGAGUCCAUUGAGAAUGCGAUGAAAAACACCCAAGAGUUAGAACGAGGAGAACUGAAGAAGCUCGUUGAUCCAGUCGGUUCCAGGUUCACUACAACAAUUGCAACCGCUGGAACCACUUUGAUCCUCGGGUAUGGUUUGGGUUGGCGAGGCGGGAUAUGGUAUGCAAAUAGGAAGUUUAGAAGGGAGCAAAUGAGAUUGGCCGGGCAGUUAAAACCGAGAGAAUGGAAGUUAUUAGGAAGGAUAAAACCUCGAGCUUGGCCAACAACAAAGUUUCUCAGACGACCAUUCCCAAGACAGAACAAAACAGCAGAAAAUGCUUUGAAGGCACCAGAAAGUGCGAGUUAAAAAAUAAAUGAAAAAACCGGCAAGAACGAAAAAUGUAUUUCAAGUGUUUGUUCGGAAAACGAACUACUAUUCUUUAUUCUCUGGAGAAUCUUGACAUCAAUAUAAAGAGUUUUGUCUUGAAGCCUAAGGCUCUUCUGUC